AACGACGACGUAAUGAGUCAGAAACACCGAGGGCCUCUCGUUUCAUGAGAGAGAGAAAAAAAAUCUUAUCUUUGUGACAGCGGUGGUGGUGUGUGAUGUUGUCAGCCAUGGCAAAGACAGAGCAACAACGAUCUCUCUCUUUUCCCUUCUUCUGUGUCUGUCUUUAAAUAGAGUCUCUUUGAAACGAAGCAGCUUUGUCCUGUUUUGAUAUCCAUGGCUUUACCUUCGUGCUUAAAGACUGGAGUUUUAAUGUCUCCGGCCACUGGAAUUAAUUUUUCCGGCAGUCUUAUGAAGUUGGACAGUGGCUUUGCCGUUCCGACAAAGUUACAGAGUAAUCGAAAAGGUGAUCGAGAAAGAUUGAGAAUCCAAGCUGUCUUCAGUUUCCCUCCUGCGUUUCUGACAAGAAACGGUCGAGCUGAGAAGCAGAAACAGCUCAAACAAGAACUUCUUGAAGCCAUUGAGCCUCUUGAACGCGGUGCUAUGGCCUCGCCUGAUGACCAGCUUCGGAUUGAUCAGUUAGCGCGUAAGGUGGAAGCAGUUAAUCCCACCAAGGAGCCUUUGAAAUCUGAUUUGAUCAAUGGGAAAUGGGAGCUUAUUUAUACAACCUCUGCUUCGAUUUUGCAGGCAAAGAAACCAAGGUUCUUAAGAUCAAUUACCAACUACCAAUCUAUCAAUGUGGAUACAUUGAAGGUGCAAAACAUGGAGACUUGGCCUUUCUAUAACUCGGUAACUGGAGACAUAAAACCCCUCAAUUCGAAGAAGGUUGCUGUGAAACUCCAAGUGUUUAAAAUUCUCGGCUUUAUUCCUGUAAAAGCACCUGAUAGUGCACGCGGUGAACUAGAGAUUACCUAUGUGGAUGAGGAACUACGGUUAUCAAGGGGUGACAAAGGCAACUUGUUUAUAUUGAAGAUGUUCGAUCCCACUUAUCGAAUCCCUCUCUGAUCUGUCGAACGAAAAUGGUCCGAGCCAUCCAUCAUACAUGCCUGAUACCCGCUUGUUCUGUCUCUCUUCAUCAUGUAUGUAAUCUAACAUAAAAAUAAUUAAUAAGAGGGAAUAAAAAGAGACGAGCUUUUUUCAUUGUUUCAACUUGUUCAAAUCAAAGAUUCUGAAUCUUGAUUUGGUUGAAUUGUGCUUACUUGAUCAGUUGGCUCCAAUCCUAAACUAUAUGAUACUGAA
Arabidopsis lyrata subsp. lyrata is the source of this 1176-nucleotide messenger RNA. Its product is annotated as probable plastid-lipid-associated protein 4, chloroplastic. The coding region runs from base 214 to 942 and encodes 242 amino acids. The record is from RefSeq and is a predicted model, not a curated record. NCBI's taxonomy places the organism in Eukaryota, Viridiplantae, Streptophyta, Magnoliopsida, Brassicales, Brassicaceae. The transcript has 6 exons.